AUGGGUGACUGGAACCUACUUGGCAGCAUCCUAGAAGAGGUCCAUAUUCAUUCCACUAUCGUGGGCAAGAUCUGGCUUACCAUACUCUUCAUCUUCCGCAUGCUGAUCCUGGGUGCGGCUGCUGAGGAUGUAUGGGACGACGAACAGUCCGAGUUUGUCUGCAACACUGACCAGCCUGGCUGCAAGGCGGUUUGUUACGAUCGUGCCUUCCCCAUCUCACUCAUUCGCUUCUGGGUCCUGCAGGUCAUCUUUGUCUCUGCCCCCUCACUGGUCUACAUGGGCCAUGCCCUCUACUGCAUCAGAACACUGGAGAAGGAGCGCCACCGCAGACGGGCCCAGCUGAAGGAGGAGCUGGAUGAAGCUGAGUUGGCCUUGGACGAACAUAAGCGCAUGGAGAGAGAGCUGAGGAGGCUGGACGAGCAGAGGAAGGUGAAGAAAGCUCCUCUCAGAGGCUCUCUGUUGAGAACCUACAUCAUCCAUAUCCUUACACGCUCUGUGGUGGAGGUCUGCUUCAUCCUGGGCCAGUAUAUACUCUAUGGUGUCCAACUGGAGCCACUAUAUAAGUGUGAGAGACUGCCUUGCCCCAACAGUGUAGACUGUUACAUCUCAAGGCCCACAGAGAAGACCAUCUUCAUGGUCUUCAUGAUCGCUAUUGCUGGUGUGUCACUUUUCCUCAACAUUUUGGAAAUAUCCCACCUGGGCAUCAGGAAGAUCAAACAGACACUGUAUGGAGAGAGGUACACGGAAGACGACAGUUUGAUUUACAAGUCCAAGAAGAAGGCGUCCAUACCACACCUCUGUGUAAUGAGCAAUGUAUCGCCUCACAAUGGGCCUUUGAGUCAGACCUUUAAAGUGAUUCCAGAGGCGGACAUGAAGCCUCCUCAUUACAACACUGGCCUCAAAGCCAACCAGGACGUGCCAAGACACUACAGCUUGGCUGAUCUGGGACAUAGUCAGACCAGCUAUAUCUGCCCCCAACCUAGGAUGCCACCAAGGUCUGGCCAGAACUCCACGAUGGACCACAAUCCAACCUGGGUUUCUGCUGCGUCCAAUGUGGAGGGAAGUACAACAAGCCAUCAUGAGGAUCACCAUGAUGGAGAACACCCUCGCCCAAGCCAUUUGGAAGCUCUACUGUCCACUAGCACCUUAAGGCCCAGCACUAUCAGAGACCUGGAUGAGGAUGAGCGAAGGGAGUCAAUGGGAAGUGAGGUCCUGAUCCCUAAUCCCAGAAAGACCAGCUUUAUGACCAGGCUACCGUCUGAGAGCUUGUCCUCCAUCAGUGGCUCCACAAGCCCGUCCUUACAUACCUCAGAGGAGUCGGAUGAACUGGGAUCCCUGCAAGGAGACAUGCCCAUGAUGCCGCCUGCAGGAGGCCGAAGAAUGUCAAUGAGCAUGUUUCUGGAUAUCUCCUCUAUCAUGAAGAAGUGAAGUGACAAGGCUAACAUCAUGUCCAUAGGAGCUGUGUUCCACAGCCCAGAUGGGUCACAAACAGGGGA
Molecule: messenger RNA, 1496 nt
Organism: Micropterus salmoides (largemouth bass)
Lineage: Eukaryota; Metazoa; Chordata; Actinopteri; Centrarchiformes; Centrarchidae
Gene: gja10a
Product: gap junction protein alpha 10 a
Exons: 3
Coding region: 1-1428 (475 amino acids)
Biological process (GO): cell communication
Cellular component (GO): connexin complex
Source: RefSeq, a predicted model, not a curated record